UCUGAGCUCAGGACCGGGGAUUAAGCGGUCGAGAGCAAUCCCAAUACGAUGACAGCAUCCAGCCUAAACCCCCACGCGCCACACCGUCCGGACACGGAUUCUACCGAUUCUGACAAACUAUUCUGUCUGCUCUCUCUCUUCAAUCACUUAAUUUGACCCUCCCGAUCCACAACCCCGGUCCGUCUUUUUCUUUAGAACACGAGGUGAGUUAGUUUUUUCGUGAUUUUAUUCUCCUCUUUAUUGUCAAACUGUCUGGACGGAUGCUGGAGGAGCUGGCGACUCCCGGGAUUACAAAUUCUGAUUGGUCCUGAUGAUCACAAGGGCCCUCUUCCACCUCUUGUCGGCCAAUCCCGAUGGGGCUCCGGAGCUGAUGUCACAGAUGGCCCGAGGAUUUUCAUGUUUGGGAAUCCAGAAGAUACAAGCAAUAGCACGUUAAAUGGAGGAGAAAGAGAGGAGUAGGAGUCGGUCUCUGUCUCGUAGCCGUAGGGCCACCCGGGUGCAGCAGGUGGUGGGGACGUUGAUCAGACGCACCCGCGAAUCACUCAGCAGAGAGCGGAUCCUUGGGGAUGGGAGGUCCAACCGGUCUGGCAGCGUGACCAGUCAGAACUUCCCGGUGAGGCUAACGGUUCAGAUCGUCAGAGACCCGGUGUUGGACUCCAGCGGUCAUGGGUUCUCCCUCUCCAAACAGCACCCUCUGCUGGUCAGGGACGUGGCUGCAGGAGGCCCAGCAGAUGGGAUACUGUACCCUGGAGACCAGGUGUUACAGAUCAAUGACCUGCUGGUGGAUCAUCUCAGCUAUGAACAGCUGCAAGACAUCACCAGGGACUUGGAGGACUUUGUCACAAUGACAAUCCUAAGGAACAUGACAGGUCCUAAGUCGUCCAUCAUGUCGGCAGAGAAGAGGGCUCGUCUGAGGAGUAACCCGAUCAAAGUACGCUUUGCAGAGGAAGUGGUUGUCAACGGUCACACUCAGGGGAACUCUCUUCUGUUCCUUCCCAAUGUUCUGAAGGUGUAUCUGGAGAACGGACAGACCAAGGCCUUCAAGUUUGACACUACCACCACCGUCAAAGACAUCGUUGUGACUCUGAAGGACAAGUUGUCUAUCCGCUGCAUUGAGUACUUUGCUCUGGUGCUGGAACAGCAGUACAGCAUCACCAAGCUACUGCUGCUGCAUGAGGACGAGUUCAUACACAGGGUGGUGCAGAAGAAGGAGAACAGCAGCCAUGACUACAGGUGUCUGUUCAGGGUGUGUUUCAUUCCCAGAGACCCCCUGGAGCUGCUACAGGAAGACCCCACCGCCUUCGAGUACCUCUUCCUGCAGAGCGUCGGGGACGUUCUACAGGAGAGGUUUGCGGUGGAGAUGAAGUGUAACACUGCACUGCGUCUGGCUGCCCUGCACAUGCACGAGAGACUGAACAGUAUAGGCUCCACCCGGACCUCUAUCAGGAGCAUCACGAAAGAGUUUGGUCUGGACAGCUUCAUCUCACCCACUCUGCUCAGUAACAUGAGAGAGAAGGACCUGAGGAAAGCCAUCAGCCACCACCUCAAGAAGAUCCAGUCACUGCUGGAGCCACAACAGAAGGUGAUCCCAGCCACCCAGGCCCGGCUGGCCUACCUCACCCAGCUUGCAGAGCUCAUCUCCUACGGGGGCCGCUCCUACACAGCCACCAUGAUGUUGCAGGACCGGGAGGCGCUGGUCAGUCUGUUGGUGGGGGCGCGCUAUGGCCUGAGUCAGGUGGUCAACCACAAGCUCAACAUGGUGUCCACCCUGGUAGACUUCAGCAGCAUCAGUAGAGUGGAGCUGCUCUCUGAGUCAGACAGAGUCAGCCUGCUACGCAUCUCCCUGCACGACAUCAAGCCUUUUGCCUUACUGAUGGACUCUCUGGCAGCCAAAGACCUGGCGUGUCUACUGGGGGGCUACUGCAAGCUCCUGGUGGACCCCAGAGUGUGUGUGUUCCGUCUGGGACGCCCCAAGGUCCGGGUUCACAGGAUACCUGCUGAGGAAGGUGUGUGUGAAGGGAAGUUCGCCGUUAUAGAGGGAGUGUGCUAUGAAUCGCUGACAAGCUAUGUGUCCCGCUGCUGGAGUGACUCCAAUGACUCUUCAGAUGAGGACUACCCUGCCGAGCCUCCGCCAACGCACACCCGCAAACGCCACGCACCCGCCAGCAAAGACAGGGAGGGGUGGAGGAGAGAAAAGGAGGAGCAGAGAGGUGCAGAGGGAAAGAAAGAAAGAGCUGAAAAAGAAGACAAAGAUAAGCAUGAGGUGAAGAUCAUUGUGACGUCAGAGAAGGACAUGGAAGUUGAGGAGGAGGACGGAAGAGAAGAUGGAGGAAGAGAGAUACAUCUAGGAGGUAACGCCAAUGAAGGAAGAGUGGAACAGGACAUGGUACUGGACACUAACUGGUAUCACACAGACCCACGGGUUAACAGUAGCUUCUCCAGCCUGUCCAGUGGCUCUUUGAGUGCUGCCUUGGAGGAAAGCGGUGUCGCAGCCAGGGAAGAGGACCCAGCCAAGGCCUCCUCUCGUGUGGACGCCCUGCGUGAGGACAGCCCCUCUCGCCGGUCCAAACAGCCGACUCGGGGGAUUGCCACACUUGAUGUCCACCAUCCAUUCCUCCUGGAGGUCACAGCUCCCUCUCCACAGCGCCAGAGAGAGGGCGCCGCCGGCAGCACGGCCUCCGCACCCGUACGCCCCACCAACCUGAGUUACCGUAGCAACGAUAGCUCGUGUCUUUGCUUCGCCGAGCUUUCCCAAGGCAGCUACCUCCCUAGCCCCCCCGAGGCCACCAGCGACGAGGAGGAGACGGAGGAAGUUGAGGAUGACGAUGAUGACGAGGAACUGAGACGGCUCUCUAAGAUACCCAGUCAGAUAGACCUGCGCCUCAUCGACAAGAUCUGCGCCCGGUCUAACAAAACUGCUUCCAACAACAAGUUAGACAUCCCCAGGAUCAUCCCCAACCUCACCUCCUGUGAAAAGAGGACUGUUUGUAGCUCCGCCCACAAAGGGGAGGAGCGUCUAUCAAUUCACUCUGGAGAUUCCGAGCCUUUCCUAACGCCGUCCCCUAAUCCUCCUCCUCCUAUUGCUAGGGAAAGUGCUUCGGAGUCAGAUGAUGAGUUCUUCGAUGCCCAGGAGAGGUUCACUCCUCCAGUUCCUUCUGAUGGUACAGAAAACAGUUUGGAUGCAGCUGACAAUAAGAGGCACAGUAAACGCUGGACUGGCACAGGGAACGGACUGCCAGUGGUACCAGAGAUGGAACCUCCCUCACCCCUCAAAAAGAAGCACUCCUCCCCUGACGACAAGAAACAGCAGGAGACCCAACGAGACCCAAAGCCCCACUCAAACCGGGCUUCCACUCAGAGGGUUGAUGCCAAGACCAAGCCUCCACCAUUGGCCCCCAAGCCCCAGCUACCCAUAAAACCUGAACUGGCCCCCAAGCCCCAGGUGGGCCCCCAGAGGUCUCCCCAGCGCGGCGGUCCAUACUCCCAUUGUAACGGAGAUGCUGGUGGGGGCCAUGCGGGCCUGCUGGAGGUAGACACCAUGGAACCAGACACUAUGGAGUUUAAAUCAGUCACCUCGGGAGCGGGGGGGCCACCACUCGCCUCCCCCCUCAUCACGGCGGUACGGAAGAGCCAGCAACCCCCUGCCGGUCCACAGGGUGUGGAGAACGGGCCUAAGAUAGAGAACAGUUCUAAGCAAGAGAACGGUUCUAAGAACGGGACUCAUCACGUGCUUCCUAAGGACCGUGUUCUGGUCACUGCUGACAACAGGAGAGCUGAUGUUGAAACUAAAACAAACAGGGUUACCCUGCUGAAGGGAGAGGUCAGAACGGGGGUUGGGGUGGACCUCCCGAAAAAGCUGCCAAGCCUGUCCCCCAUUCCACAUUCUGCUUCAGGAGAUGAGAUCAGGUUGAGCCUGGCCACCCCUCCACCAGUCUCUCCCAAACCCUCUCCUCCAUCUCUACAUCCCCUAUCAGUCCUCCCCAUCCCGGUCUCACCAAAUGAGAAAGAGGGGACGUGUCCGCCGAGCGGCCUCCACCUCUGGGUUAGUUGCAACGGGAGCAAUCAGACCGGGAGGAGGGUCUCUCUGAGUCACGAGAACUUGUCGCCCAAAAAUACAGACGCCCCCCUCAGCCUGACCACCUCCCUCACCACCUCCUCUAAAGGGACAGCGGGAGACCCAGAGAGCACAGGAAGGUCAGGGUCAGACCUGAGGGUCAGUUCUUCCAGCCUGGGGGGCCGUCUGCCUACCUCAGCCCUGAGAGGGAGGAUCCAGGCCCUGCCCUGGUACAUGACCCGCUCGCAGGAGAUCCUGGGCACCCUGGACCACUCUUCCACCAGCUCCGUCAACGAGGAUGUCACGUCUGGGUACGGCUCCGGUCUGUCAGUCAGCGGAGCCUCUGAGGUCAGCAAGGUCACUGCCCAGGCACCAGUUGGUGAGACUGCAGGGGGAAAAGGGAAGAAGGAAGUGGAGGAUGGAGCCGAGGUUGUCAUAGCAACCAUCAAAGAGUUCCAGGAAGUGACUCCGCGUGCGAAGGAGGCCAAUGGGAAUAGCGGGUCGCACCUCAACCUGACCCUGAGAGAAAACGCCGCACACGUCUCAGAACCCUACGGAUUCCUGGGGUCCUGCAAGUCGGAGCAGCCUCAGUCCAGACCCCACUCAGAGGUGGGGUUAGGGGGCGGUUCAGGCCCGCCCCUAGAGGGGGACUCUCUGGAGCACACCCCUCCCCCGGCCCACCGUGAGGCGUGCGGCUGCCGCACCGUCUACGCCAACUGCUUCAGCGGUGACGUGGAGGACGGCUGUGGCUUCGACGAGGAGCUCACCAUCUACGAGUUCUCCAAACGCACGCGCCCCAAACCAGCCCAUUCUACACCCCUGGCCUCCCCCACCUCCCCCAUCCCCUCCCCCGUCAUCCUGUCCCUGCUGAGAGACACCCCUCGCCCCCUCUCCACCCUCUCCACCACCUCCUCAGAGCUCAGCCCACUCCUGUCCCGCCCUGUCUCCCCCACGCCCCCCAUCGGCUCCCUGCGUUCCCUCACCAACAAGCACUAUGGGGGGCUAAAAGGGGGCUUCGUCUCCCUGAGACAGGACAUCAAUCAGCUCCUACUGGUCCUGGCUGGGCCACCACCAUCAUCAGAACCCUCCAAAACAGAUCAGGAUGAGGGUGGAGAAGGGGGACCCAACCCAACCCAAGAAGAGGGUCCAACCGCGUGCUGUGGAGGUGCAAGUCCUCCGCCCAUGACGGAGCCUGAGAGGAAUUUACUCCAGGCGGAGGCACGGCGGUGGCAACAGGGUGCCAACGUGCCACGCGUGUGGGCUGGGCUCCAGAGGAGGCACUUCGUUCCUUAUCCAACAGUUUCAGUGCCCUGGUGCAGCUCUCCGCAGCCUGCCUGAGAACACACCCCUGUCCUGGAUGUGACGUCUGCCGCAACGGGGGUCAGAUCCAGAGCACUGAUGAUGAUGGGGGCCAGGAGGAGGCUCUGGACAAGCUGAAGGAGAUCGUAGGGCUGUACAGGGAGUUUGUUGGGGCUGUGGAGACUGCUGGAGCCGGUUCUGGGUCCAGCAGUGGGACGGGGUCUGGGGAUGGACACGGAGAGGGCGAAGGGGUGAGGCUACUGGCCAAACGGUGCACGGUGCUCAUCUCUUCCGUCUUUUCGCUAACACAGCUAUUCAGGACGCACUCGCCGGACUUGCCAGGUCACACGCCUCUCAACUUUUGACCUCUGAACUUUUAAAACUCCUUCUCGCUACCAGGUCUAAGGUGAUGCAGUACAGUACAUACACACCUGUACAGUAAGUGCCAUGCACACACACACACACACACACACACACACACACACACACACACACACACACACACACACACACACACACACACACACACACACACACACACACACACACACACACACACA
This is a messenger RNA of Oncorhynchus keta (chum salmon), 5913 nucleotides long. RefSeq lists its product as uncharacterized. NCBI's taxonomy places the organism in Eukaryota, Metazoa, Chordata, Actinopteri, Salmoniformes, Salmonidae. The record is from RefSeq and is a predicted model, not a curated record. Gene Ontology annotation, molecular function: protein binding. Bases 437 to 5392 code for a protein of 1651 amino acids. The transcript is spliced from 17 exons. Gene Ontology annotation, cellular component: cytoskeleton.